ACAUUAGGUACCUUAUGAUCGUCAUGAGUUUGGCAUAUGCGAAGUUAUGAAUAAAGUAUAUGUACUUCGUACAUCCCAGGUUAGGAGGUAUGUACCUUGGUAUCUACAUGUAAUGUUGCCAAAUUCUUGCCCCACAGCCACAGGAGAGACCUAGCUUGGUCUAAUGGAAUGACGUGUAUGUUGCCCCUCGUUCUUCCGUUAGCGCCUUUAUGCGGGAAAGGCAUGGAAAUAUCUAAUACUGAUACAAGCUUGUGACACAUCCACGGCAAAGGCUAGAACAUAUCAGGUGUUGAUUUAAAUGAUCGAUUGAGAAGUCGCACGCGGUCAAACGUUUUAACUCAGGCCUCCAACUUUGUCACAUUCAAUAUUUCCAAAUUACAUUUCCAAAUUACAUCUUCAUUCUUCCUAAGCAACCUACCUAGCAUAUAUAUCUACAUUCGACUCUAUAAUUUCUUCGUAGUCGCAUACUAUAUUACCCCUCAAUCUAUUAUUCCAUCAUCAUGGCUUCUAACCGCACUGUUCUGGUGAAGAAUAUUAGCGCAGACGCGACCGACAACGAAGUUAAGGACUUCUUCAGCUUCUGUGGCAAGAUCACUGAUAUUAAGGUCACGCCGGGCGAGGGCAAUACGAAAGAUGCUAGCGUCACCUUCGAGAAGGAGACUGCCGCUAAGACUGCGCAGCUCCUAAACAAUACUCAACUCAAAGGAUCGCAGAUUUCUGUAACUCCCGCUGAUGGUCAAGUCGAUGAUGGCACCCCUCAUACCACUAAUGCCGACCGAGAUACCGAUGAGAUUACGCAGGAAGAGAAGCCAAGAAGUCGUAUCUUGGCUGAGUACCUUGCUCAUGGUUAUGUCAUCGGCGAUGCUGCUCUCCAGCGUGCGAUCGAGCUUGACCACAAGCACGGCGUUACCAACCGUUUCAUGAACACCUUAAUGAACCUCGACCAGAAGUACCACGCUACCGAACGUGCCAAGGCAACUGAUCAAUCGUACGGUAUCACGAACCGGGCCAAUAGUCUCUUUAGUGGCCUCAGCUCGUACUUCGAGAAAGCGACAAGCUCCCCUACUGGCAAGAAGCUGGUUAAGUUCUACACCGAAGGCCAGCGUCAAGUGCAAGACAUCCAUGCCGAGGCGCGCCGUCUAGCUAAUCUCAAAAAGCAAGAGCAUGGCGGCUCUGCAUACAAAGCUUCAGGGCUUGAGAGGGUUUUCGGCAAGGAGAAGGAACAGACAACACAGCCAACUUCUUCCGAAAAUGCCAGUGCGCCGGCGGACCAAUCUUCAGUCCCUGCACCCGGCCCGAAGGCUGGCACGGAGGAGUCUACCCCUCUGAGCACGACGGGAGCUAUUCCCUCCAAGGCGCCUGGAGAUGAGAAGGCAUAAAGAGACAGGAUGUGAGCAAUCUGAUGCCGUUACGAAUUACUAUGACUCGGAUAUUGGGUUGAGUGUAGCUUUCCUUAUAUUAGUCGGGUAUGGCAGUUUGAUUGUUUUGUCUACACUGCAUUCCCAUAAUUAAACAGGUCUUCCCAUUUUUACGUGGUUUAUGAAGCCUUAUCUGUGAUUUGUCAAUUGACCAGAUUUUCUGCCUCUUUUGGCUGGAGCUGGUAUAACUGGCGUAAUGUAUUUAAUGCUAUCUGCUACAACUUGAAUUAUAGUCGCAUAUGGAUGAAUUAUGAUUAUAAUGAGAAUAUGCGGGCAUGAGUAGACAAUUCAGCAGUGUUAUAGGUGAAUUGUUUCCAUUCAACCGGAUAAUAUCAUGGCGUAUGUGUUAAACUAUGCCGUACAUGUUU
This is a messenger RNA of Daldinia loculata, 1786 nucleotides long. RefSeq lists its product as uncharacterized. The transcript has 3 exons. The record is from RefSeq and is a predicted model, not a curated record. Bases 501 to 1379 code for a protein of 292 amino acids. Gene Ontology annotation, molecular function: RNA binding. Lineage: Eukaryota; Fungi; Ascomycota; Sordariomycetes; Xylariales; Hypoxylaceae.